Cuscuta epithymum is the source of this 1173-nucleotide messenger RNA. Lineage: Eukaryota; Viridiplantae; Streptophyta; Magnoliopsida; Solanales; Convolvulaceae. The record is from the annotation of a GenBank genome assembly.
CGCCACGAAGCCCGAAAGGCGGUUAUCUCAACGGCCGGCCAACACGUACUCGCUUCCCUCCCGACACGUGUUCUGCACCGCAGAAACCUCUUCUCCCUCUUUCUACUUCUUCCAUCACACAUCACUAACAAUCUCUCAUCUUCACCGGCAUUGCUCUGCAAAUUUUUCUGAAGGUAAAAAGUUCAAAAUGACUAGCACAAAUUUGGAAACUCGUUCGUUGCUGGAUGAAAUCCGCGGUUUCGAUAACGGCGCCCUGUUUGACUUGGGCCAUCCUCUCCUUAACCGUGUUGCUGAAAGCUUCGUCAAAGCAGCUGGGAUUGGUGCGGUUCAAGCUGUAGCUCGAGAGGCUUACUUCACAGCCGUUGAUGGUGUAAGUCAAGAUACAUCCGCUAUCCCUCCAGAGAUUGGAAGUGCCAAGAAACAUCAUUCGUUUCCAAGCCUUAGAGGGGAUAGCAACAAAAACUCAUUUGAGGCCUUGAUAAGAAGCACAGGGAAAGAAUCUAUGCAAUGGGGUUUUGCUGCAGGAAUGUAUUCUGGUAUUACCUAUGGGCUUAGGGAGGUUCGAGGAACACAUGAUUGGAGAAACAGCGCCGUGGCUGGAGCCAUAACAGGAGCAGCACUGGCUCUCACAGCAAAGGACCAUUCUCACGAGCAGGUGAUCCAGUGUGCUAUUACAGGAGCAGCCAUCUCCACUGCAGCAAAUGUCCUUAGAGGCAUAUUUUGAGGGGCACUUUGGUCUAUGUGUGUUUCUGCUUGUUUUGGCAUAUUUGUAGCUGCCAAGGAAAACUUGUCUUUAGAUUCUGAACUGCUUUCAAUUUGGACUUUGCAAAAGCUGCAGUUAUAAGUUGUUAUGACCUGUUGUUGCCACCAUGCUAAUGUGUUUAUUUGUGCUGCUAGAAAGCUAGGCUUUUGUUUUUAUUUGUACUUGGUAGUAUUUUUGGAAAAUUCUUAGUGUACAUGAGUCAAAUUGUACACAAAACCCCCAUAUUUGCAUGUGACCCCUGUGUACACAUGCAUUUCCUUUAAAAAGGGGCAUAAUUUGUCUAUGUACACAAACAAUGUACACAGAAUUUGUCUAUGUACACCAAGAAUGGUCCAUUGUUUUUUAUAUUGGUAUUGUUUUGCUUCACAUACACAUUUGAUAAUUGAUAUGCUUAUCAACUUUUCUAUAAA